UCGCUUAAUUAACGAACUGGAUAAAUAAAUAAAUUCAUUUAUCCCGACGCAUUUCUGGGUCAAGUUUAUUUAUACAUAAUUGCUGCAGAUCCAUCGUUUCCAUCUUCUUAGAUUCGCUUAGAUACUUAGGGUUUGGUGUAGUAGUUUUAAGUUCAAUGAUUGCGAAGAAGAGGGUUCAAGUUCUUCUCUUUCUCGUUGGCCUACUAAUUCUCAGCAUCACCGCUGAAAAAUGUAGGGAGUUGGUUGGUCAAGAGGCUGCAUCGAAGAGUGGAGAAUUUACUUGGUUGCACUGUUUUGAUGGGAGUACGGGAAGUGUAGCAUGUUUAGUCAAGGAAGGUGUGAAGCUGUACUCUUAUAACAUCAGAUCUUCUCAUGUGGAGAGAGCAAGGAACUCAGCAAUCGAGACUGCUCUGACUGAUGCCAUAUCACAAGGCAUCGCAGCAAAAGAAGCAGCUAAACUAGCUCAGAAAGAAGGAGCAAAAGCUGCAAAACUGGCCGUGCGACAAACCAAGCGUAUUGUUGGUCCGAUAAUUUCUGCAGGAUGGGACUUUUUUGAAGCACUUUAUCUUGGUGGUACACCAACUGAGGGGGUAUUGAGGGGUUCAGGCACCUUGUUUGGUGCCUAUUGGGUUGGCUAUCUUGGGGAGCAGACCUUGGGUAGGUUUGGUUACUUGGUUGGAAGCGAGUUGGGAAGUUGGGUUGGAGGAAAGGUUGGAUUAAUGAUGUAUGAUUUAGUUAAUGGAGUGGAUCAUUUACUAGCAUUUCUCCAACUAAAGGAAAUAGAAGUCGAUGGAACUGUGUCGGAUGAAUUGUACAAGGAAACUAUAGCUGAUUCCAAGGUGCCCAAGGACUCGUAUGAUAGUGAAUCAACUACAUAUACAAGCUUUGAAGCUCCAGAAGAGUCUAGUAGUUAUGAAGCUCCUGCUUAUGAGGACCCUGAAGUCCAUGAAGAAUUUUAGAUCGGAUGACGUUCAAACUGGUCUUUAUACCUGGUUCUUUAGAUAUUAGUAAUCAUCAAUUUUCCUUGGCUUUAUCAUGAUUUGUACAGGGGGAGAUUGUAUUUUGUUCUGUUAUAUGAAACUUUUACCUCAUUGACUUGUAAAAUGGCCCAUCAUAAUACAAUUACUUGGCCCACACAUAAUGAAUUUGGUGUAGUUUUGGAUGUAUUUCAGAUGACAAACAAAGCAGGAAUUGAUAGUGCUAGUGGUUAUAAUUGUUACAACUUGCAA
This is a messenger RNA of Solanum dulcamara, 1229 nucleotides long. RefSeq lists its product as uncharacterized. The transcript is spliced from 2 exons. The coding region runs from base 156 to 959 and encodes 267 amino acids. Lineage: Eukaryota; Viridiplantae; Streptophyta; Magnoliopsida; Solanales; Solanaceae. The record is from RefSeq and is a predicted model, not a curated record.